UGUAGACUUAGAAACAUAGACUUAGCAAGCAAGGGAUUGAGGGCAGGGAUAUGCAGUUGACUUGAUCCAAUUCCUACGUUAUACAAUUUUACAAAUAUAUACCAGAUGCAUAUGAACCUGAGUUAGCAAAGCUGAAACUAAGAUGGUUCUGGCUUACGACAACUGGGAGAGGCUAGUCCGAGCCACUCUGCUAAGAGCAGAGCUUCGGCAGAUUGCCAGACAGUGCUCGACUGCCAGCUCAAUCUCCUCAGAAUUUCCUCCGGGUUUCCAUUCAUUUUUCCUCAACUUCUCCAAAAUCAGCAAAUCAUUCGAGUAUGAGCAGAUUCAAAACGCCACUGAUAGUUUCGCUGAUAAACACCUAAUCAAGUGCGGUCGCUCAGGAGAUCUCUUUCGAGGAAAAUUGGAUUCUUCAACCAGUGUCGUCAUCAAAAGAAUUGAUUUGCUGUUAGUCAGUCCAUAUGAAUACAUUUCAGAAUUGGAAUUUUAUAGCAAGGUCGCUCAUUCAGGAUUUGUACGUCUUUUGGGACAUUGCUUUGAAGACGAGGAUAUCAAAUUUCUAGUUUACGAGUAUGUGCCCAAUGGAGACUUGUCCAGUUUCUCUUUUACGAAGCCUAAUGGCAAUAUCGGUUUAAAAUUGUGGAGUUGGAGAACUAGAAUGCAAAUCGCAAUUGGGACUGCAAAGAGUUUAGUAUAUCUACAUCAUGAGUGUAAUCCACCUCUUGUUCACGGAGAUGUUCAAGCCAGCAGCAUACUUCUUGAUGAUAAUUAUGAUGUGAAAUUAGGGAGCCUAAGUCGAGCCUGCAAUGAAGAAAACACUCUCCUAGACAGGAUUACCAGGACCUAUCAAGAAGACAGUUCAUAUCAAGAAGACACUUUCAGUAUUGGAUCAUGGGCAUCUGGUGUUUCUCGCUUUGGAAAGGUUCUGGUUGAGUUAGUAACGCGAAAACGAGGAAUCAGUACGAGGAGUGAUGUCCAAAGCAAUGCAGUUCCGAAAUCAUCGGACAUACUGAAAUUGAUAUAUGAAGAAGACGCUUCUGGUAGAGCUAUAGGAUCUUGUGAAUCUGAUGUUUACUGCUUUGGAAAGGUUCUACUUGUGUUAGUAACAGGAAAACUGGGAAUCAGUGCGAAGAGUGAUGUCAUGGCACAGGAUUGGUUGCAAGUGAUGCUACGUCACAUCGACGAAGGUAACAAGACAAGCAUUAUUGACCCUUCAUUAUUAAUUUCGAAUGUGUGUGAGUUUGACAAUCUAUGGGCUGUGGCUGGUCUUGCAAAAUCUUGCCUCGAUCCCGUUCCCUCAUCACGGCCGCAAAUGAAAUCUGUGCUUAAAGAUUUGGAAGAUUUGAAUAACUCAAGAACAUAUCAUGAAUAAUGUUAUUUGUAUAUUAUUGCUUAUAUAAUAGUGAACAGAUAGAUGACGUGAAAGAGAAAAGGGAGAAAAAAAGAGACAAAAGAAAAGGAACUAGGUUUUGAUCUAGAUCAUACACAAGAAUUACAUAUUCUUCUGAACUA
Molecule: messenger RNA, 1509 nt
Organism: Olea europaea var. sylvestris
Lineage: Eukaryota; Viridiplantae; Streptophyta; Magnoliopsida; Lamiales; Oleaceae
Product: probable LRR receptor-like serine/threonine-protein kinase At2g16250
Exons: 6
Coding region: 143-1369 (408 amino acids)
Biological process (GO): protein phosphorylation
Molecular function (GO): ATP binding; protein kinase activity
Source: RefSeq, a predicted model, not a curated record